This is a messenger RNA of Symbiodinium pilosum, 505 nucleotides long. NCBI's taxonomy places the organism in Eukaryota, Dinophyceae, Suessiales, Symbiodiniaceae. The record is from the annotation of a GenBank genome assembly.
AUGCCUCGCUGCAUUGUGGCUGCCACCAACCACCCCAGCAAGUUCCAAUUCUGUCGCAGCCCGGCCCUUCUGCAGGAUGCUGGCUUGGGCAUGGUCCGUGACGGUUCGCGCUGGCCAAGCGCCUGGAUGCACCUGAGCGAUCGUUUCUCUAUGGCUCCGCCCGGCGAUAUGACUUUUACGCAAGGUGACUGCAGCCAUCGCUUCCAGCUCGACAUCCACAGGCGGCACUGGGACUUCGCGGAGCCAUACAGCUGCUUGAAAUUUUCCUGCCAGCCAAUAGCCUUCAUGCGCUUUUUGGCCUCUGAAUCUUCAUCCACGUCGUCUUCUGCUGGAAGUGGCACAGGUCUUUGCACAACCGGAUCCAAUUACAAAUUGGAGGUAGCAUCCCGAGAUGAAGCUCCAGACAAGGAGAUUCGCACCUGCGAGUUUGAUCCACCAGGCUUGACACGUUCAGGUCCAGGAUUCUGGUGUCCAGUAUGUCGACAACGAUCAUCCGGAGUCAUCC